GCCGGAGGGGUACCCGCUCGCCCCGGACUACAAGGCCCAGAGGCCUCCGCGGCGCAGCCGGGCCGGGCCUGGCGCCUCCGUCCUCAGCGGCGCGCGGGGGGCGGCGCGGGGCCGAGCCCGCCCCCGGCAGCGGCGGCGGCAGCGGCGGGGCCCUGGCAGGUCCCCCGGCCGGGCCGGGGCUGUGCGUAUGAGCCCCCCGCCCCCCGCGCCGUCGGGGGUCGGGGCGGAGCGGGGUCCCGCCAUGGCGGCGGGGAGCGGGGCAGCGGGGGCCUCCGCCCGGGAGCACCGCCUGGAGCCCGGGGACACGCUACCGGGGCUGGCGCUACGCUACGGCGUGACGAUGGAGCAGAUCAAGCGCGCCAACCGCCUCUACACCUCGGACACCAUCUUCCUCAAGUCCACCCUCCUCAUCCCCACCCCGGCGCUGCCAGGGGGCCCCUGCCCUGAUGACGAGGACAAGGACACGUCCGUCCCCUCAGGAGACACCUCGGCUGCUCCCGCUCCGUCCCGCCACGACCUCUCGGCCACCGAUUUCCUGCGGCAGCUGGACGCCGAGAUCGGGCGCUCCAAGGCGGCGGCAGCAGAACGGCUCCGCGCCGGCAGCACAGGCACGGCUGAGGCUGAAGGCACCCGCAGCACCGACACCAGGGCGCCCCCGGCCCACCUGGGCCCCCGCCUUGGCCCCCGGCCACUCACCAGGACCCCACGGGCGGCCACCCUCCGUGACGCAGAGGAUGAGAUCUUCACACUGUGACACCAGGGACACUGGGGACAUGAUGCCGUGACUCCCACCCUGUGGUGGCAGGGACCCCAGACACCCCCAGCCCUUGCCAGUCUCUACUGGAGGGGACACAGGAUUGGGGGGGAACACACAUUGUCCCCUCCUUGUCUCCUUCGAGGGACCUUUCCUGCUGUAGGGACACCCAGCACCUGGAUGCAGAGCCAGCCCUCUUGCAGGGCUGCUGGGAGGGACUGUGAUGUACUGGGAGGGACUGGGACAGGAUUUACCAGCUGAUGUUUUCCCUCUGGUUGUAUUUAUUUGUACGUCUUUGCUCUCACGGGGGAUUUCGGGGGGUGGGACCCCCAUGCCAAUGCCUGGACCCCCACAGGGAUGGUCUCCUCCCACACUGAGGGCCUGUAAAUAAAACCGAGCACUGUCA
Molecule: messenger RNA, 1160 nt
Organism: Falco peregrinus (peregrine falcon)
Lineage: Eukaryota; Metazoa; Chordata; Aves; Falconiformes; Falconidae
Gene: LYSMD1
Product: LysM domain containing 1
Exons: 3
Coding region: 188-754 (188 amino acids)
Source: RefSeq, a predicted model, not a curated record